This is a messenger RNA of Stomoxys calcitrans (stable fly), 3288 nucleotides long. RefSeq lists its product as uncharacterized. Bases 1 to 3288 code for a protein of 1095 amino acids. The record is from RefSeq and is a predicted model, not a curated record. The transcript has a single exon. NCBI's taxonomy places the organism in Eukaryota, Metazoa, Arthropoda, Insecta, Diptera, Muscidae. Gene Ontology annotation, molecular function: nucleic acid binding. Gene Ontology annotation, biological process: DNA integration.
AUGAAGCAAAAGGCAAGUGGUAAUUAUGAGGUUCCAUUAUUAUGGAAGUUUGAUUGUGUCGAACUGCCAAACAGUUUUGAUAUGGCUAUAAAGCGGUUAACUUGCCUCGAAGGGAAGUUAAAACGAAACUUUGAUCUCUUAAACAUUUUUCGAGAUACAAUUUCUAAAUACCUAUCUAAAGGCUACAUACGUAGACUUGAUGAAAAAGACAUCAGGCGCAACGACGGAAAAGUUUGGUAUUUACCAAUUUUUGCCGUCUUUAAUAAGAAUAAGCCUGGUAAAUCGCGUGUGGUGUGGGACGCGGCUGCCAGGGUUGGUGAAUUUUCGUUGAACUCGUUUCUGCUUAAGGGGCCUGAUAUGUUGACAUCAUUGCCAUCAAUUCUUUUUAAAUUUCGGCAAAAGAAAGUGGCAGUAUGUGGAGACAUCGAAGAGAUGUUUCAUCAAAUUCACAUCAGAGCAGAAGAUCGUGAUGUGCAACGGUUUCUUUGGAGGGAUUGUAACCAGGAGAGAGCGCCAGAUGUGUACAUAAUGGACGUCAUGAUAUUUGGUGCCACAUGCGCUCCCAGCAUAUCGCAGUAUGUGAAGAAUUACAAUGCUGACAAAUUUCUGGAAGAGUUUCCCCUUGCUGCAAAGGCAAUCAAACAAAAUCAUUAUGUGGAUGAUUUGCUAUGUUCUAUUGAUACGGCUGAGGAGGCAAUAAAAUUGGUUAAAGAUGUGUGCUUUGUACAUCGCCAAGCUGGUUUCAAUAUAAGAAACUGGGUGUCCAAUAGCAGGGAGGUUAGGAAUGCAUUUGCAUCUACUCUUUCGGAGAAAGUUAAAUGCAUAAAUUUUAAAGCCGAAAACAGUGUUGAGAAAGUACUGGGCGUUUUUUGGGAGCAUGAUGAGGAUGUUAUAACAUUUAAAAUAGCAUCAUGGCUUCUGGAGGGUGAAUUAUUGUCAACCAAAAAAGCUCCAACUAAGCGAGAAAUGCUUAGACUAGUAAUGUCCAUUUACGACCCCCUGGGACUAAUUGGACACAUAGUUAUGUUCGUGAAGGUUCUCAUGCAAGAAGUUUGGAGGUCCAAAUCGGGGUGGGAUGAACCAAUCCAUCACGAAUUGGCGGCAAAAUGGAGUCACUGGUUACGAAUUUUGCCAGACAUCGAAAACCUCAAAAUAGAAAGAUGCUAUCUAAAAACUUUUCAUAAUUAUGAAGGCGUUAAUGUCCAGCUGCAUACCUUUGUGGAUGCCAGCAAGGACGGUUAUGCUGCUGUAUGUUAUUUAAGACUGAAGAAAAAUGCCGAUGUGGUUUGUUCGUUAGUGACUGCCAAAACCAGAGUUGCCCCAAUUAAAAUAACGUCAGUGCCUAGGCUUGAACUUAUGGCAGCUUUAAUAGGAGCGCGUCUAGCGAAGUUUGUGCUGGAUAAUCACGAAAUUGGAAUUUCUAAAAAAUAUUUUUGGAGCGAUUCGAAGACAGUUUUGAGUUGGAUCAACUCUGACCAUCGCAAAUAUAACCAGUUUGUUGCAUUUCGGGUUACGGAAAUCCUGGAACUCUCAUCAAUCAGCGAUUGGAAUUGGGUUCCAAGUAGAGAGAAUGUGGCCGAUGAUGCCACAAAAUGGUCGAAAAUUCCAAAUUUUUCCGAUUCUAGUAGGUGGUUCCAUGGACCAGCUUUUUUGUUCCAACCUGAAGAAAUGUGGCCCCAAAAGACGGGUUUUAGUGGUAAUACAGAGGAGGAACGAAUACAUACCUCGUACCCAAUAAAUAAAUACGAGCCCAUUUUAAAUGAGCUGCGAUUUUCGAAAUGGAAUCGGCUGGUGAGAGCUAUUGCUUAUGUGGUCAAAUUUAUUACUAUUUGUCGAAAAAAUGAGCCCAGAUGCCAAGGAUUAACACUGGAUUAUUUAAAGAGAGCGGAGCAUAUAAUAUAUAAACAGGUGCAAUCUGUGACUUACUCAGCUGAAAUUGCUGCCCUGAAUACAAAGUCUCCUGUGCCAAAAUCCAGCGAAAUUUUUUCAAAAACACCCUAUUUGGAGGAAGGGCUUUUACGAGUUGAUGGCAGAAUAGAUUUGGCAAAUGUUACAUUUGACCAAAAGCGUCCAAUAAUAUUGCCCAGAAAACAUUAUGUUACCAAAUUAAUAAUUCUUCAUUAUCACGAAAAAUUUCAUCAUAUGCAUCAUGAAACAGUUGUGAAUGAGCUGAGGCAAAAGUAUGCCAUCUCGAAACUUCGCACCACUGUAAAGACUAUUUUUCGUUCCUGUCAAUUCUGUAAAAUCACCAAGGUGGUGCCUAACCCCCCUCAGAUGGCAAAGUUACCUCGAGCUCGUGUAGCUGCUUAUGCAUCUCCAUUCUCUUAUACUGGAGUAGACUUCUUUGGGCCCAUAUUGGUCAGUGUGAAUCGCCACAAAGAGAAACGAUAUGGCUGUUUGUUUACGUGCCUCACUAUAAGGGCCGUUCAUAUUGAGAUUGCACAUUCUCUUACGACAAGCUCUUGUAUUUUGGCUAUUCGCAAUUUUAUGGCGCGUAGAGGUACACCGCAUGAGUUCUAUAGCGACAAUGGAACUAAUUUUAUUGGAGCAGAGAGGGAACUAAGAGAGGCGCUAGCAGAGGUUAACAAAAACGAAUUACUCGAAACUUUUACAACUGCCAACACCAAAUGGAAUUUUAAUCCUCCUGCUUCACCCCACAUGGGAGGCGCCUGGGAGCGUUUAGUUCGCUCAAUCAAAAUGGUUUUGUAUAAGAUCAUGCCCUCAAGGCACCCUACUGAUGAGCUACUUUUGAGCAUGUUAAUCGAGGUGGAAAAUGUGAUAAAUUCGAGGCCGCUCGCAUAUGUUCCAAUUGAAGAACAUAUGGCAGAAGCUUUAACCCCGAAUCAUUUUCUUGUGGGAAGCUCCAAUGGGCUAAAACCCUUAACUACAGUUUACGACAGUGGAACCUUAUUGAGACAGAGCUGGCUUAUUUCUCAACAAUAUGGCAACAUAUUUUGGAAGAAGUGGCUGGCCGAAUAUUUACCAUCGCUUACUUGUAGGACAAAAUGGCACGAGAAAUCAAAGGCAUUAUGUCAGGGGGAUUUAGUUAUCAUUGUAGACCCUUCUUUACCUAGAAAUGUCUGGCUGCGAGGCAAAGUACUUGAAACGAGGUUGGCACCAGAUGGUCAGGUCCGCAGCGCAAAAAUAUUGACAUGUCGAGGCGUAAUGGAGAGACCUGCAACGAAGCUGGCAAUUUUGGAUGUUGCUGCUCAAACUAAGUCUGACGUAGAAGAAGCUUCUUGUCAUACUCCGGGGGGAAUGUUGACGCCAAUCUCAAAAAUGCCUUAA